AUGGAUGUCAAUAACUUGUUUGAAAGCCUCAAAGUGGAUCUCACCUGUCACAUGUGUUUGGGCUAUUUCCAUGAUCCAGUGAUUGUCAAAUGUGGCCAUAGCUUCUGCAAAGAGUGUCUUCUCAGCUGCUGGAAUCAAGACCACACACAAGUAACCUGCCCAAUUUGCAAGUCAAUCCUUGUAUUUGGAGAAUUUGGGUACAAUAGGAGGCUGCUGGAUCUGGCUAUCAUUGGCAAAAUGCUUAGACCUCACUUACUCCAGAGCACCAGGGACCUGAGCACCUGUGACAAACAUGGGAAAGAAGAGACCUGGUUCUGUGAGGAGGACCACAGACCCUUGCAUGGGCCUUGCUUUUUAAGCACAGAGCACAAGGAGCACAAAGUCCUUCCCUUGCAAAGGGCUGCUAGUCAGUGUAUGGGGGAAAAACAGCUACAUUUACAAAGACUGGACCAGCAACUAAAGGACAACUUGGCAAAGUUUGAGGAGAGCAAGGGAAAAAUAACCCAACAAAUUCACGAUCUGGAAAUGGUCAUUUCAGAAAUAAAUAAAACUUUUGAAAAGCUUCCCACUGAUGUGCUCCAGGAUGCUAAAGGCACAUUGGAAAGGAAUGAGGAGCUAUUUCGUCAAAAUCCAGUAGUUGCUUCACCCAGAUGGACCAUGGACCCCAUCCCUGGCAUGAGAGAAAUGCUGCUGACUUUCCAAAGGGAUAUCACUCUGGAUCCUGAAACUGCCAAUCCUCAUCUCAUCCUGUCUGAUGAACUGAAGAGCGUUAAAUAUGUUUCUGUCCCACAGGAUGUGCCUGACAAUCCAAAAAGAUUUGACUUUGCUCUCCGUGUCUUGGCUACCCAGAGCUUCACCUCAGGGAAACACUACUGGGAAGUAGAGGUGGAGAAUAAAACAGAGUGGGAGGUGGGGCUCUGCAGAGAGUCGAUCGGAAGGAAGGGCAAUGUUCAUAAGCAACCUGGGGAUACAUGUAGCCUUGUCGCAUUUGCAUUUGGGAAUACUUUUCACCUCUUGUGUUCAAAUCAUCCUGUUCCUCUAAACCAACCAAUGCAUAAGGUGGGCAUUUUCCUUGAUUAUGAAAGAGGCCAUAUAGCAUUUUAUAAUGCUACAGAUGGAACUUUGAUUUACAGUCCCCCAAAUGAUGAUUUUCAAGGGGCUCUUUGGCCUUGCUUCUCUCCUUGCUUUUGA
Messenger RNA from Dromiciops gliroides (monito del monte), 1191 nucleotides. Its product is annotated as probable E3 ubiquitin-protein ligase TRIML1. The transcript is spliced from 5 exons. Gene Ontology annotation, molecular function: zinc ion binding; protein binding. Bases 1 to 1191 code for a protein of 396 amino acids. The record is from RefSeq and is a predicted model, not a curated record. NCBI's taxonomy places the organism in Eukaryota, Metazoa, Chordata, Mammalia, Microbiotheria, Microbiotheriidae.